CGCCCCAGGCCCCGGUCGCCGCGCCCCCAGGCUCCCGCCGCCGCACCCCCAGGCCCCCGCCGCCGCGCCGCGUUGCUACCUCAGCUGCGACCCCAGGCCCCGGCCGCCGCGCCGCCAGGCCGCCUCCGCCGUGCCACCAGGCCAAGGCCGCCGCACUACCAGGGCACCUCCACCGCGCCGCCUACCUUCCUCGGCUGCGCUGUCAGGCCCUACCUCGCCGCCGCGAUACUCCACCGGCGUCCCACCGUGCCACGCUGCUCUAGCCGGCCUUCCACCUUGCUGAGCUUCCCCAGCCCCCCUCGCACUGCGAUGCCGCCCCACGUCGUUCACAGCCGCUACCCCAGCCCGUUCACCACUGCCAAUCAAUGCCGUUCAACGAGGGGGCGUUCAACAAAAGCAAUGACCUUCAAUGAUCCGGUAGCCGGCGUCCGUCCUACUCCAUCGCCUUUGGUCUUUUUCCAGUUUGAGACAGUGAGAGCCGCCUGGGGCGACUCGCCGGAGACCACGCUGCACCAUCCACAGCCUCCACAACCCAACAAGAUGAACCAUACACACGAGGAACCUCCCGAGCGCAGCAACUCCUCCGUCCAAGUCGAGCGCUGGGCGCCGUCCAGGUCGAGCACUGGGUGCCGUCCAAGAUUGGAUUGGGUUGUAGUGCAUGUCAGGCUCUAUUGAUCUCCGUCCAUGAGUGGUGCUGCCUCGUGUCCGAUCGACGGCGUCCAUGAGCGCGAGCAGCCCGUAUCCGGCGGCAAGAUGAAGGUCACCCGUGAACCAUGCUUCCCCUAAUCACCUCCACCUUGUGUGAAUUCACUGCUGAGAAUAAGCACAAGCACCUACAGUCCCCCCGGUGGUCUCCUUGGCCGCACUUGGCCACGAGCUCGUCCACCAUGGUGACUGGCAGCCGUCCAAGUGGAAUGCAGACAUCAGUACAAGCAGAACUAGUUCGUAUAAACUGACUGGCAUGUAUAAUUAGGGGAUCCAAUGUUGAAAAGUUCAAUUAAGCUGUGUGUGCAAAUUCAAAGAAUUAUUGUAGGAAAGUUUAGAAGUUUGGUUUCGUGAGGAAAAUGUAUGGUUUUCUAUCAGUAUUUGGUAUGAUUCAUUUGCCUCGGGUGCAACCCAAAACUAGACAAAAAUUAAUUCUGUUUACUUCC
Messenger RNA from Aegilops tauschii subsp. strangulata, 1151 nucleotides. RefSeq lists its product as uncharacterized. NCBI's taxonomy places the organism in Eukaryota, Viridiplantae, Streptophyta, Magnoliopsida, Poales, Poaceae. The record is from RefSeq and is a predicted model, not a curated record.